Messenger RNA from Plasmodium malariae, 12804 nucleotides. Its product is annotated as conserved Plasmodium protein, unknown function. The transcript has a single exon. The record is from RefSeq and is a predicted model, not a curated record. NCBI's taxonomy places the organism in Eukaryota, Apicomplexa, Aconoidasida, Haemosporida, Plasmodiidae. The coding region runs from base 1 to 12804 and encodes 4267 amino acids.
AUGCGUGAUAUAAAUUCAUCGCAUGUGUCAAGCAUUACUUUUAUAAAUAGUAAUGGCGUGAUAAUUACUACUGAAAUAAAAGAAACAAAUAAAAGGAUGAAAGAAAACUUUUUAAAUGAUAAUGAAGGUAAUUAUGUUUUUUACGAAAAAGAUUUAGAAAACAUUAAAAAUGUUGUUCUUACACUAAAACCAUUUCAUCAAAAAUUUGAAGAUAAUAUACUAUUCCGAAUAAAAAAAAAAGAGGAUAAAUAUCGAUGUGAAUGGGUUUUAUUACUUAAAACAAUUAAAAAGGAUAAUAUAAAAAAACAAAGAAAAGGUGAUAUGUUCGUAGAUAUAGAAAAUAAAAAUGAUUGUGAACAAAAUGGUGAAAAGGAAGUAAUAGAAGAAAAAACAUUUGACUGUAAUGAUAUAAAAGAUAUUAUGUUAAAAUAUAUAUAUUGUAUUACUUAUUUUGAUAACUAUAUUCUUAAUUUAAAAAACAGUAUUGGAUUAUUUAAUUCUGAAAAUGAUCAUUUUUUAAAUGAGUUUAUUAAAAUAAACGAUGAUUUUACCAAAAAGAAUUGUAAUGAAGUUUUUGAAAAAAUUAAUGAUAAUAAAGAUAAUGAAAAAGAAUUUUUUUAUGAUACAUUGGACGCAGAUAAUAAAUUUAUGAUAAAUAUGAACAGUUCGUGUAAUAUGUUAAAUGAGCAAAGGGAAGUUCAUUCGGCUAAUCUAAGUAGCAUUAGUGAUAGAGGCUACAAUAAUAAUAGUAAUAACAGUAAUAGCGUUAGCAGUAAUAACAAUAGCCAUAAUGGUAUUGUCAGUAAUAACAGUAAUAUCAUUAGCAGUAAUAGCAUUAGCAGUAAUGACAAUAGCCAUAAUGGUAUUGUCAAUAAUAGCACUGUCAAUAAUAGCACUGUUAAUAAUAACAGUAAUAACAAUAGCAGUAAUAGCAUUAGCAGUAAUAACAAUAACAGUAAUAACAAUAGCAGUAAUAGCAUUAGCAAUCAUAGUAUUGUCAAUAAUAGCAUCGUCAAUAAUAUUGUUAGCAGUAAUAGCACUGGCAAUAAAAACAUUAGCAAUGAUAGCACUGGCAAAAAUAAUCAUAAUAAAAAUAACAGUAGCAAAUAUAACAAUAGUAAAAAUAACAGUAGCAAAAAUAACAAUAGUAAAAAUAACAGUUGCAACAGUAAUAAUAGUAAAAAUAACAGUAGCAACAGUAAUAAUAACUCAAUUAAUGAUAAUAUAUACAAAACAAAUAACUGUAACAAACGUAACAAUAUUAUAAUUGAUAAUAGUAGCGAUUAUGCUACGAACGUACACUUUGCAAGAGCAAACUGCGAUAACACAAAUGUCGAUAAAAAACAAAAAAUACAUAGAAAAAAUAUUGCAAUGAAAUAUAAUUUACGUAAAUCUGCCAGUAGCAAUUCAAAUUAUAAUUAUAAUUCAAAUAAUUGUUCUUUCACAUCUGUGAAAACAGAUGAUGACGUUAAUAAUUUAAGUGACGAAAAACACAUAAAAGGUUAUAAUGAUGACCACAUGAAUUUUUUAAAAAAAUUGUUUUGUAAUAAUUGCAAUUUAGAAAAACGUAAUGUAAUAGACAUUGACAAGAAACAAAAUGCAAGUUCAAUUAAAUUAAUGAUGAAGGAUAAUAACUAUUUCUCACAGAAAAUAAAAGAAGAGAUAUUGACAAAUUAUGUUGAUAGAAACGCGGCAACUCUCGGUGACGAAAAUUCCAUGACAAAUGCAGUUGAUUACAAUAAAGGAAGUUGUGCAAAUAAUGAUAACAGUAAUAACAGCAGUAAAGCUAAUAGUAAUAAUAAUAUCAAUAAUAAUAUCAAUAAUCAUAUCAAUAAUAAUAUCAAUAAUAGUAUCAAUAAUAAUAUCAAUAAUAAUAUCAAUAAUAAUAUCAAUAAUAAUAUAAAUAAUAAUAUAAAUAAUAAUAAAAAUAAUAAUAUAAAUAAUAAUAGCAAUAAUAAUAUAAAUAAUAAUAGCAAUAAUAAUAUAAAUAAUAAUAGCAGUAAUAAUAGCAAUAAUAAUAUCAAUAAUAAUAGCAAUAUUAAUAGCAAUAUUAAUGGUAGUAAUAAUGGCAAUAAUUAUACCAAUAAUAAUUUCAAAAAUACGUAUAAUCGUGACGCAGAUAUUCACGAUUUAGAGGAAAGUUGCAAAGUUUUAAAGAAUAAAAACGCAGAAGGAGGGAGAGGAAGUGUAUUUAUGAAUGUUGACGAUUUAAAAAGGGAAUUAGUUAAUUUCUUAAACGAAAAUGAAGUAAAGGGGAAUAUUGAUGAGGAUAAAAUAAAUAAUAAAAAUAACAUAACAGAUAGAUAUCAGUUAAGAUCUAGCAAAAGUGCUCAUCAAUAUGAUAAUAUGAAUAGUAUAAAUAAAUGUGCGUCUGAUACACUAUUAAAUUCAUCUGAUAAAAAAAAUCGUAGUAAUGUUAAAUAUGAUUUUGUUCAUGAGGAAAAUGUGCAUCCAAAUGGGGCAUUGCAUUAUUUUCAAAAAUUUUCAAAUGAUUCCAUAAAUAAUGGUAAAAAUUUAAAUUAUGAUAUACUUCAUGAACAAAAUAAAAAUUUUGAAGUAAGUGAUUUCAUUGAUACAAUGGGUGAUGCUAACAUAGAAUUAAUAAAAUUAAUUUUGAAGCACCAUAUUAAAAAUAAUUGUAAUAAAAAUACUAAGGAACAAAAUAGGCAAAGUGAAAAAUUACAAAAUGUGGGUAAAAAGGAUUAUUACGAACAUAUACAAUAUAGUGGAGAUGAUGAAAAGAAUAAUUUAUUUUCAGCCGCUAAAAGGGAAGGCAGUAAUAUCAUGAGCGAUAGAACAAGCUGCCAGAAUCAUAGUAAAUAUUAUGAGCAUAAUAACAGUUUUAAUGCGGAUGAAUGUGUCGAUGAUAGUGGUAAAAACAUUAAUAACACUAACAAUAGUAAUGAGAACAGUCGUUCUAUUAAUGGAAAUAAAUCGAAAUAUGAUUUUAGAAUCAGGAAGAGAAGGGAAUUUGAUAACGAGCAUGGCGAUUACAUUAAUUAUAAUAAGAUAAAGAAUAAGAGUAAUUCCUGUGAAAAUAAGAAAGAAAAAAAUAUACCAGAUUCUCAUUACGAAAAUAUCGCAAGUGAAAUAUUGAAGGUCAUUGCAAAAUUUAAUGAAAAUUCAAACCUGAAAGCAGAUUUAAGUGAAAAUGACAACAAUAAUAGUUGUAAUAAUAUUAAUAUCAACAGCAAUAACUGCAAUGAUGGAGGUAGCAAUAGUAAUAAUAGUAGAGGUAAUAACUGCUUGAGUAGAAUGAAUAAUUGCAAUAGUAGGGGCAAUAAUUACAAUAACAAAGACAGCAAUAGCAAUAACAACAAUAGGAACGAUAACCGUAGUAAUAACCGCUUAAAUAAUGCCAUAAGGGAAUUUAUUAAGAAUGUAAGUCCCAGUGAAAUAAACCAGAUUUCAUUAAAUAAAGAGCAGAUAUUUUCGAAAAUGAUAAAUGAUAAUUUAAUUAAUGCACAAAGAAAUGACAUAGAAAAUGAUGAAUAUGUAAAGAGAGCUGAAUCUGUGAACACAAAUACAAGUAGAAAGCAAUUUUUAAAAUCAUGUAGUGUUAAUAAUAAUCACUUAAUGAAUAAUACAUGCAGUAAAAGCAGUGUUAAUAGCGAUGAUUCGUCCCAUUUUAACAAUAAUACGAGUGAUGUACAUGUUAAUACAGACAAACUAAAUGAGAAAAUUUUUGAUGAAAAAAUCUUAUUUAACUCAUUAAAAAAUGAUAGUGAUGUGAGCAAUUCAUAUUAUAGCAAUAUAGCAAGUGUAAUUAAUUUGAUAAAAACUAGUAUGAUAAACAAUUAUGACGAAAUGGAGGAUUCCCCAAAGGCUUUUUUCAAUUACUGCGGUAAUAUUAAUAAUACUACUACUACUGCUGCUGCUGCUAUCAUUGCUACUACGAAUAAUAAUGAUAGUAGCAUUAUUGGUAGUAAGAACAGUAAUAGUAAUAAUAGCAAUAAUGGUAAUUAUGGUAACAGCAAUAGCAGUAAUAAGUUAAAAAUAAAGGGGGGGGAUUUGAAAAAGGACAUAUGUACCUCAGAAGGGAUAGCCGAAGGUUUUAAUAAUUUAGAUAGUGACGAUUAUAUUAUUGACAAAUCAAAUUUGAGAGAAAGGAAAUAUUUCCGACUUGGAGAAAAUAAGAAGGAAAAUGAUUAUAUUUUAAAUUGUAAUGAGGAUGAUAAUAAUAAUAAAAAUAAUAUGGUUCGAAUUGAAGCUCGUGAAGAAGUGAAUAACAACAAAAACCUUCUGAAUACGUUUAAUAAUGGUAGUUGUACAAAUAAUGGAAGUAAUAAUAAUGAGAACAGUAAUAACAGCAUUGAUAAUUUUAAUAGUAUUAAUGAUCAUAAUAAUAUCCUACAGACAUUUAUGUUGUCAAAUGAAAAUAUGGACUUGCUGUAUAACUAUUAUUUACAAGCUUGUAAAAAUAAUUUGAUAAACGCUAUUAUUUUUAACAACAAAAUUACCGAAUUAACAGAUUGUGAAAAUAGUGACCAUGUGAAAAAUGUUACCAAGGUUAAUAAGAAAGGUAUUAGCGGUAUUGGCGGUAUUAGCGGUAUUGGCGGUAUUAGCGGUAUUGGCGGUAUUAGCGGUAUUGGCGGUAUUAGCGGUAUUGGCGGUAUUAGCGGUAUUAGCGAUAUUGGCGGUAUUAGCGGUAUUAGCGAUAUUGGCGGUAUUGGUAGUUCACACUGUGUUAACACCAUUAAUAAUAACAAGAGUAAAAAUAGUAACGGAAAAGGUAUCAAAAAUAAAGUAGAUGAUAUGAAGGAAGGUCUUAAUUAUAAUAGUAAUAAUGUGAGUAGUGGUAAUGUGAAUAGCGGCAUUGUGAGCAGCGGUAAUAUGAAUAAUGGCAAUAUGAGCAAUGGUAACAUGAGCAGUGGUAAUUUAAGUAGCGGAAUUGUAAGCAAUGGUAAUGUGAACAGUAGCAAUAUGAGUAGCAUCACGAAUGUGAGUAACAGCAUUAAUGUAAAUAAUAAUAUUAACAUGAAUUUUAGUGAUAAUUGUAAAUAUACAAAAAAUGUUGCUGAUCAAGUAAACAAUUUUUUUCACAGUUGCUUUUGUAGUUUAAAAAAUCUUAACGACGAUAUUGGAAUAUAUGAGAACUUAGUGAAUCAUGAAAAUGAGUGUGAUAAUAAUUCUUAUGAACAUUUUUUUUAUAAUGUGAAAAAUAAUAUUAAAAUUAAUAAUAGUAUCAAUAAUAAUGAAGAGUAUAUAUGUGAAAAUACAAAGUUAAUUGAUGAGCAACUUAACAAUAAUAAGAUUAACGUGGAUACUAGUAAUAUCCAUUUGGGGAAAUUUAAUGAUAUGCAUAACAUUCUGUCUGGUAAUUUAUUAAAGGCUAUAAAGAGUAGAGAUGUGUAUGAUAGUAAGAAAGUUGCUGCAAUAAACGAUGCAAGCCAUGUUAGUGGUGUGAUUAACAUGAAUGACGUGAACAAAGCAGAUAACAGUGGGGAAGUUUUUAAAAGUUUCGACAAUCAGUUGAAUGCACUUAUGAAUAAAUAUGAAAAUAAUGAGAUACUUAACAAUUAUCAAAAGGACAUUAUAAAAUUUGUAGAAGAUUUUAGUAAUCAAAAAGUAACAAAUUAUCAAUCAGAACAGUUACAGCAAAUUCGGAACAACAGUAAUAGUAGCAGUAAUAGUAAUAGGAGUAACAAUAGUAGUACUAAUAAUUGUAAUGGUAACAGUAAUAAUGGUAGUAAUAAUGGUAGCAAUAAUGGUAGUAAUAAUGGUAGCAAUAAUGGUAGCAAUAAUGGUAGCAAUAAUGGUAGCAAUAAAGGUAGCAAUAAUGGUAGCAAUAAUGGUAGCAAUAAUGGUAGCAAUAAUGGUAGCAAUAAUGGUAGCAGUAGUAUCAGUGCUAAGUACAACGAUGAGCAUAUUUUAAAGGCUAUUUUAAUUAACAUGAUAAAAGAAUUGACAAAUUCGAAAAGUAGUAAUAAUAAUCCUUCAAUGAACAAAUACGCAUCUGAUUCGAAGAAUGAUACAGGCGAUAGCAAUAACAUCAAUAUAAGCAAUGGUAGUAAUAAUAGCUGUAACAAUAAUGAUAGUAGUAAUCGUAGCAGCAAUUGUAGUAGCAAUUGUGGGAGUAACUGUAACAGUACUAGCAGUAAUGAUUCUUUUAAAAAUACACCUAACAGUAACAAUUUGUCUUCCAGUGGUGAUAACAAAGGGAGAAAUACAUGGAAUCAAAAAAAAAAUAUAAACAAAAAUGCAAGUUGUUCUAACACAACAUACAAUAAUUUUCAUGAUAAUGUAAAUAGCAACAUUAUUUUUCAGACUAAUGUAGAUGCGUUUAAUAAUAUAUGUAACAAUUUGGUUAUAAAGAAUAAUAUAAACAACUCAAAUAAUUAUUACAAUAAUUAUUGUCAAAAUAAUAUUAUUAAUAUUAACAACUGUAGUGGUAAUAAUUAUUUUUAUAAUAACAACAAUAGCAGUAAUAGUAAUGGUAAUAAUAAUAAUAAUAAUUCGAACAACAGUGAUAAUAACAUACAUAUGUUGAAGGAAGAAGGUAAUCUACUCUGUGAUACUAUAAACAUUCAAAAUAAAGUGAAAGACAGUUUUCACAAUAAUGUUGAUUUUAUUACAAGAAAUAAUAUUUACAGAAAAGUAAAAAAUAAUAACCGAAAUGAACAAAACAUUUCUGAUUUUAAGAAGUCAUUAAAUGAUAGUUAUCCUAUGAUUUAUAGGAAGCGUAGUUAUGAGGAAAGUAGUACUGGUAUUAAAUACUGCGCUGCUAGUGGUACAGCAGGCCACAUUGACACUAAGUGCAAUAAUUAUAAUAAUGAAAAUGACAAUGAUAAUGGUAAUGAUAAUAAUAAAGUUAAAAUUGGUGAUAAUAUUAAUGAAAACAAUGGUGAAAAUAAUGAUGAAAAUAAUGAUGAAAAUAAUGAUGAAAAUAAUGAUGAAAAUAAUGAUGAAUAUAAUGAUGAAUAUAAUAUGAAUAAUAUUAAUAACACUGAUGAAGAUAACGAUGAUGGUAAUGGUAACGAUAAGGGUAGCGAGAACGACCAUAUUAAUACUGAUAAUAAUAAUAAUGAUAUUAAUAAAGAUAUCAACAAUGACAUGAAUAAUGACAUGAAUAAUGAUAUGAAUAAUGACAUGAAUAAUGAUAUAAGCAAUGAUAUGAAUAAUGACAUGAAUAAUGAUAUGAAUAAUGAUAUGAAUAAUGAUAUGAAUAAUGAUAUGAAUAAUGACAUGAAUAAUGAUAUGAAUAAUGACAAUAAUAGUAUUAUUAGUACCGGUAGUAGUAGAUAUUGCGAUGACUGUAGCAAUAGUCAUAGAAACUAUGAUAAUAUGAGCAAUAGUAACUAUAAUAGUAGUCGCGAAAAUAUCAUUAAUAGUAAAUGUAAUAGUAGAGAUAAUAACGUGCUGAACAACCAGCUCGUUGAGGACGAUGAACUUUUACAAAAAGAUAUUUUCGAAUCAUCGAGAAGUAAGGAAAUAAUUGAUAUACAGAUAGGAGAUAUAGAUAAUGGGAAGGUGGUGAGUUCGGAGCAAACAUAUUUUUUUAACAAAAUAAAAAGUAUAGAUAUAGACAAAUCGAAAAAAAAAAAUAAAAGAAAUUCGUAUGAUGAAGAUAUUUUUAAAAUGGGAAAAAGAAAUAAUUGUAAAAGUGGUAAUAUGAAAAAUUUUGAAAAUAACAAUAUGAUCAAUAACAAUGAUUGCUUAAUAAACAGAAGCAAUGAUAAAAAUUUCAUUCCCCUAAGACAUGGUGAUGAUAAUAAUAUAGAUAAUACUUAUAAUAAAGUGAAAAAAAAAGAAAUUUUUGAAGAGUUUCAAACGAAAAAUAAAGAUAAAUAUUUUUUUAUCUUUAGCUGGAAUAUGGAAGACUGCUCAACCGUUUCGAACAUUUCGAAUUAUUUGCAAAAUUUGCCAAGUGUCAGUGAUACAAACAAUAAUAAUAAUAAUAAUAAUAAUAAUAAUAAUAAUAAUAAUAAUAAUAAUAAUAAUAAUAAUAAUAAUAAUAAUAAUAAUAAUAAUAAUAAUAAUAAUAAUAAUAAUAAUAAUAAUAAUAAUAAUAAUAAUAAUAAUAAUAAUAAUAAUAAUAAUAAUAAUAAUAAUAAUAAUAAUAAUAAUAAUAAUAGUAAUAAUAAUAAUAAUAAUAAUAGUAAUAAUAAUAAUAAUAAUAGUAAUAAUAAUAAUAAUGCUAUAUAUGACACUUUGCAAGAUGAAAAAAAGGAGGAUUUAUCCUUGAAUAUAGUAGAAAGUAACCCAUCGCAUAAUAGUAAUGGUACUGCCAAUGGUAGUAAACAGAGUGUCAGUGAUAGGAUUUGUCCUACUUCAUCCAACAACACGAAUAACAACAGAGUACCUAUCGAUUUAAAAAGUUUGAAGCAGAAUGAUCUUAAGGAAUUAUUGUUGCAAAAAGGAUGGUAUUAUAAAAGUAUUAAAAAAAGUGAAGAGCAAAAUAAAAACAAUUUUAACCUUAAUAAUAAUAUGUAUAUGAUGAAAAGGAAAAAUAAAGAUUCUGUAUGCCAAGAUUUAUAUAGUGACAACGUUAACUCGUGCAAUAAUUGUGAAGCCAAUGUAAAGACUAAUGUAUACAGUAGUUAUUCUUCAUAUAGUUCGUUAAAUAUUAAUUUCUUUUCUCUCUUUGAUGAUAUGUAUGAAAAUUUCUUUAAAUAUGAUUUUGAAGAUCGUGAAAAAAUGUUAAAGAUUUUGAAUAUAAACAAAGAUAUAUGCUUCAAUCAGCUGUUAAUGUUUUAUAAAAAAAAAAUAUUCUUCGAUUGUAAAAAUGGAAGAUCCCAUGGUAACGUUAGCGGUAUCAUCAGCAGUAGCAUUAACAGUAACGGUAGUAGUAGCACUAACAAUAAGAGUAAUAGUAACAUUAAUAAUGAUAAUGAUAAAUGUAAUAACGAUAAGCAGCCUCUAGAUUUAUGUAACGAUUAUAACCUGCAUGCAAAUGAAAGUGCAGUUGGCAGUAGUAAAAACAACACACUUUAUAGGAACCUUCUCAUGAGCAAUAUUAUAGUAAUAGAUAAGAAGGACUACUUCCCAGAUAAGCAUAACACGGAACUAAUAAAUUGUAAUAAUAACAAUGAUAAUACCAUAUUACCUAAUUAUUCGGUGCAGUGCAAUGCAAAGGACGAGGUAAUAAAUGCACCGCGUUUUAUCCUAAAAGACGAAAUGGACUGCUUUAGUAAGGUAAUAAAUCAACUGAGGGACUUCAAGCAAAUUAUAAAUAAUAAAUUGUUGUUCAAGAAUAAAAAUUAUAGUGAUCCUAAGGAUAGCAGCAGAAGUGUUAUUACUGACAGCACCACGAGGGAAGAAAUAAUCACAAAUAUUCAGACAGGAAGCACUAAUUUGGAUUCAUUAAAUGUUGAUGAGAAUGCCCAGGAAAAUGAUGGUCCAAAUGAUAAGCAUUAUUUUUCCGCAGAAAUUGAAGAAGAGUUAUCACAUAAAACAAAAUUGAACAAUAAUGAAAUGAAAUAUAUUAUUAAGGGAAAUAAAGGCACUAUGGCAUUAAAGGAAGAGAAGGAUACAAAUAAGCGAAAGGGAAAGGAGAAAAAACGUAAAGGCGUAAAUACUGCACGUAACAACAAAAAGAACGGUAGAAAGCAAAAUAAGGAAGAAGUAUAUGCUCGAAGUGUUGAAAAGGUAAAAAAUGAUAUAAAGGAGGUGGUUGAAAAGAAAUAUAAGGAUAAUAAUAAUAUUAACCAUAUUAACAAUAAUUAUAAUAAUAGUAGUAACAAUAAUUACAAUAACAAUACGUAUAACGAAAAUAUGAGCGAUUUUUCCAUAGAUAGUGAUCAUGCACGUGAAAUGGUGGAAUAUAUCUUCGAAAAGCCGAAAAACGAAAUGGGAAAAGAUGAUGGUAGCAGUAGUAACAGUACGAAAAAUAGCAGCAAUAGUGCAAACGACAGCGGCAGUGGUAGUGGUAGUGGUGAUUUUAUUCGAAGCGGAAGUAAUACGAUGAAAUCUCCUAAUAAUGGUACGCUUGAAUUCGAAAUAGAUAUUAAGGAUACGGAGGAAGACAGUAACCAUACCUUGUUUAAAUUUAUUUAUCACAAAAUUAACUGUAUAAGAAAUAAUAUGUGGUCACAGAAUAUUGAUGAGUUACAAAAUAAAGAAAUUAAUGAAGUGUUAUUAAGAAAUAUUAAAAGAAAAAAUAAAAAGAAUGUUUUGAAUGAUGAAAAAAGGGUAAGGGAAAAAAAUGAACACGCUGAAAAAAAUAACAACAAGGAAGAAGAGGUUAAGAAGGAGGUGAAGGAGGAAGAGGAUAAAAAUAGGAAGAAAGAAAUUUUGAUAAAAGAAAAACAGCAAUCAGAAAAUUCUUCCGCAAAUGAUAUAUAUUAUUUUAAUAUAUACACGAACUUAUGGGAAAAUGUAGAUCUAAAUGUUAGUCAUAAAUUAUUAGAAUCAUUGGAAUUAAAAAAAAAAACUAUAAAUAAAUACUAUAAAAAGAAUGAAUAUGGAGAUACAAAUUUCAUUACAUUUACUGAAUGGAGCGUAUACAAUUUAAUUAUAUCGAAAAUAUAUAGAAGUUUUGAUUUUAAGAAAUUCGAAGAUUAUCAGUUGAAGGUAUAUAAUAUGGAAAAGUUUCACUACGAACUAAAAAAAAGAAGUACGUAUAAUUUUGGUAUUAAAAUUAUAGGUGAUUCUAGUACUAGUAAAAGUAGUCAACAAAAAAGUAAAGGAAAAAACUAUAAAUUAAAUGAAGUUAAUAAAGCAUCUAAAAUUUCGGAUGAAUAUUCAGAUUAUAAUUACGAUGAUGAUUAUUAUAUUGAGGAGGGAGAUGAUGAAUAUGAAUUUGACGUAUUAGAAGAGGAUGUGGAAGAAGAGGAAGAAGAGGAACUAUUGUAUGAUGAAGAUGGGCAGAAAAAUGAGUUGAGGGAACAAGAGGUAGAGGAUGAGGAAUCGAAAGAGUUCGUUUAUAUUACAGGGGGAAAGGAGAAGACUGAAAACAGUAAUAAUAACAUUGGCGGAGGUAAUAACUAUGGAGGAGGCAGUAACAAUGGAGGAAAUAGUAGUAGAAUGUUUUGUAAGAGCAAAAAUAGGAAUGGAAGCAGACUGACCGUUGGUAGCAAUAAGGAUAAUUAUGCAUGUAACAAUGCAGAUAAGAAAUGUGCAAAUGAACAAAAAAAUAUUAAAAAAAUGAUUAUUUUUAGUGAAACUACUAGAACUAACAACUAUAUGGAGAGAAGUAAUUCACAAAACCCGAAAGAAGAAAAAGACAACACAGAGGAGAGAGAAAACAAUAAAAGAAGCUUAGGAAUGUCUUUGAGAAGAAAAAAAAGAAAUAGCUUAAUUAGCGGAAACGCUACUGAAUAUAGUCUUUUAAAAGUGAAUAAAAGAAAAAGUAAGAAAUUAAAAGUAAGUGAAAAGGCAGAUAAAUGUGUAGAGGGUUCACAGGAAGCUGGGGCAAAUCAGAGCAAUCGUAAUGGUAAUGCUACUAAUGGAAAUGGUGGUAGAAGCAGAAAAGUGCAAAUCUUCAAAAAACGAAUAAGACAAAAGAAAAACUUCAACCCGGUGAGCGACAAAAAGAUGAAUGUAUAUCACUUAAUACAGUUACCUGACUAUGCAAACCAUAAAGAAUUAAUUAAGAGCAAAAACGAAUUCCUCCCGACGUAUAUUUUACAGUAUGAACAAUUAAAAAAAAACGAAUGUAUAUUUUUUAAUAUUCAAAAUCACUACAAUAAUUUUAUUAAUAAUGUAUAUCACUUUGCUGUUAGUUAUGAUCAAUCGCUAAAACAUAAUGAAUAUCUUAAUAACACUUUAAACAAUGUAAAAGCGAGAUUGCAUAUUAAAAGGUUGUGUUUAAAGAAAAACAUAACCAUUCGAGAUAAUAUAUUUGAUAUAUGUAGUACUUAUUUUAAUGAUUUGUACACAUAUGAUUCAAAUAGUAAUACGUUUGUAUUUUACAAAUCUAAGAAAUUAAGAACAAAUAGGAUGGAAAAAACUUUAAAUAACCAAGAUUAUUAUAGUAUGUAUGUGAAUGAUUAUAUAGAAAAUGAAUUAUUGAAUAAAAGAAAAAAAUCCAGAAAAAAAAUUGCAGCAAAUGUAUUAUGUAAUAACGAAGAUAGUAAUAACAAUAAUAGUAAUAUUAACAGUAAAAGUAAUAAUAACACUAAUAAUAACACUAAUAAUAAUAGUAGUAAUAAUAGUUGUAAUAAAUUUAAAUACGCAAAUGAAAAUGCUACGAUGAAAAUUUUGUCCAAUUCAUUUGAACAUAGUGAUUCAUAUGUAAAUGAUUAUUCAGAUAGAAGAGAAUUACAGUGCAAAAAUAAUAAUAAUACCUUAACUAAGGAACAUUUUCUCAAAGGAAAUAAUAUUCAUAAUAACAAUAUUUAUUCUACUUCAGAUAUAGCAGCUAAUAUGGAACAUGGAUUAUGUGAUCAGUUAGAUUAUAUAAAAUAUUUUGGUGAACAAGUAGAUAAUGAAGAGGAAGAAGAAGGGGAGGAGGAAGAUGAAGACGAAGAAUGCAACAAUGGGACAUGUAAAAACAUUAUGUCUUUUAGUGAAAGAACAAUGGAAGAGGAAAUAGGAGCAGAAAUGGAUAACAAUGAUCAAAUGGAAGGAGGAAUGCAUGUAUUUAAACCUGAACAAAAUAGAUCUUUUUCUCCUGACUUGUUAAGUACAUAUACCAAUAACUUUGAAGAGGAAAAUGAUAAAAGUGAUAAAAUUGAUAAAAAUAAUUAUAAUAAUAGAUCCAGUGAAAGUUUUGUUAACUAUUAUAAUCAAAAUAAUAACAAACUAUUUUUUCAAAAACAAGAAAAUCGAAAUACUAAAAAUUUUAACAAUAAGAAAAAGGAUCUUUAUUUUAAUGGAAAUUUAAACCAUGAUGAUAUAAUACAGUAUAUUGAUAUACAGUAA